AUGGAUGGGCUAGCCCUAGAAAUGGGGGAUGAGAUUGAAGGGUUGUCCUCCUCCCUAGCUGCUAAUUAUAACUACGGAGAUGCCCUUGGCAAAGCCAUAUUAUUCUUUGAAGGCCAAUGUUCGGGGAAGUUGCCCGCCAGCCAGCGAGUGACCUGGAGAGGAGACUCUGCAUGCUCUGACGGCACUCCUGAGAACGUGAACUUGGUGGGAGGAUACUAUGACGCAGGCGACAACGUCAAAUUUGGAUGGCCAAUGGCCUUUAGUGUCAGCUUGUUGAGUUGGGCUGCUGUGGAGUACCGGCAGCAGAUAUCUUCUACGAACCAGCUUGCCUAUCUGCGAAAAGCAAUCCGCUGGGGCACAGACUUCAUACUGAAAGCUCACACUUCACCCACCACAUUCUAUACCCAGGUAGGAGAUGGAAAUGCGGAUCACCAGUGCUGGGAGCGCCCAGAAGACAUGGAUACACCACGAACACUUUACAAGAUCACUUCUUCUUCUCCAGGCUCUGAGCCAGCAGCUGAGGCUGCUGCUGCCCUUGCUUCUGCUUCCAUUGUAUUCAAAGUGGCAAAUUCCAAAUAUUCUGCAACCCUCUUGUGCCAUUCCAAAUCACUGUUUGACUUGGCAGACCAACACAGAGCUUCUUAUCAAGGCUAUUGCCCCUUUUACUGCUCUUACUCCGGCUAUCAGGAUGAGUUGUUAUGGGCGGCGGCUUGGCUAUACAAGGCAAGUGGAGACAUCAAGUACUUGAAUUAUGUGUUGACAAACCAAGGGUGGAGCCAAGCAGUGAAUGAGUUCAGUUGGGACAACAAAUUUCCUGGAGCUCAGACAUUACUGGCCAAGGAAUUUCAUCGUGGAAAGACGAAUUUGGCUAAGUUCAAGACCGAUGCCGAGUCAUUUGUAUGUGGACUUCUGUUUACUAGAGAUAGUAGUAAUUUGCAGUAUGUUACAAGCUCUACCCUGGUGCUCUUCAUCUACUCCAAAACCUUAACUGCAGCUCACAUUGGUGGAGUCCAAUGUGGCUCUGCCUUUUUCUCUGCGUCCCAAAUCAGAGCCUUCGCAAAAACUCAGGUGGACUACAUUCUAGGAAAAAAUCCCAAGAACAUGUCAUACAUGGUGGGGUUUGGUGCCAAAUACCCUACACAAUUGCACCAUAGAGGUUCAUCCAUCCCUUCAAUGAAAGUCCACCCAACCAAGGUGGAUUGCAAUGGUGGCUACUCAAGCUAUUACUCAUCUCCCAAUCCAAACCCUAACACUCAUGUGGGUGCAGUUGUUGGGGGUCCAGAUGUAAAUGACCAGUUCAGUGAUGCAAGAUCAGACUAUUCUCACUCUGAACCUACAACUUAUAUGAAUGCUGCUUUUGUGGGUGCGGUGGCUGCUUUAGUUGGUCAAGGCAAUGCCACAGCUUGUGAAUUGCAACUUCUUCCCAAUUAUUAA
Messenger RNA from Prunus armeniaca (apricot), 1434 nucleotides. The record is from the annotation of a GenBank genome assembly. NCBI's taxonomy places the organism in Eukaryota, Viridiplantae, Streptophyta, Magnoliopsida, Rosales, Rosaceae.